Penicillium paradoxum is the source of this 1515-nucleotide messenger RNA. Its product is annotated as putative MFS transporter. NCBI's taxonomy places the organism in Eukaryota, Fungi, Ascomycota, Eurotiomycetes, Eurotiales, Aspergillaceae. The transcript has 8 exons. The coding region runs from base 1 to 1515 and encodes 504 amino acids. Gene Ontology annotation, molecular function: dipeptide transmembrane transporter activity; allantoate transmembrane transporter activity. Gene Ontology annotation, biological process: dipeptide transport; tripeptide transport; transmembrane transport. Gene Ontology annotation, cellular component: plasma membrane. The record is from RefSeq and is a predicted model, not a curated record.
AUGGCCUUCGAGAAAGAAGUCGAGGGCACUAUCUCCUCUUCCAUUUCAUCAACUGCUUCGUCAGAGAAAAACGAAAACUAUGAGUUUUACAGACAGCACCGAGAUCUCGAAUAUACGCCACAAGAAGCCAAAGAUGUUCUUCGAAAAAUCGACAUUCGUUUGAUUCCAUUACUAUUUUUAAUUUAUUUGCUCCAGUAUUUGGACAAGAACAGUAUCAACUUUGCGUCGGUAUACGGGCUGAAGGAGGCAACCCACUUGAAGGGACAAGAGUACUCAUGGCUGAGCUCUAUCUUCUACUUUGGAUACCUCGUUGCACAAUAUCCUGCUGGAUUAGCAAUGCAAAAAUUACCCGCCGGCAAGUUUCUUGCUAUCACCACUUUAAUAUGGGGUGGUUUACUCAUGACAACACCGGCGUGCAAAAACUUCGCUGGACUCGCGAGCAAUCGUUUCCUUCUAGGUGCGCUCGAAGCUGUUGUGACUCCGGGAUUUGUUCUUGUGACGGGUAUGUGGUACACAACGGAGGAGCAACCAUUCCGACUGGCUUGUUGGUACUGCACUAAUGGUAUCGCUACAAUGUUUGGAGGUUUAAUUGGCUAUGCCGUAGGGCACAUCACUACCGGGCUGCCACGCUGGAUGUAUGUCUUCCUCAUUUUCGGCGCAGUCUCUGUCACAGUGGGAAUUUUCGCCCUCAUCUUCCUCCCGGAUCUUCCAUCGACAGCCAGAUUUCUUACCGAGCGCGAGAGGGCCAUUGCUAUUGAUCGUGUCGCAAUCAAUCGACAGGGUAUCAAAGAUCGUCGGUUCAAAUGGUAUCAGGACCGACAAGCAGCUCAAGAUCCGAAGACUUGGCUUUUAUUUGUGAUGGCAAUUGGAGCACAAGUUCCGAACUCGGCAUUGACCAGCUUUACUUCAAUCAUCGUUGGAACGUUUGGAUUCGAUACUCUUGGAACACAGUACUUACAAAUCCCUGGCGGUGCUGUCCAAUUUGUCACUCUUCUUCUGGGAGGCUAUAUCGCAACAAAGUUCGAUGGCAAGUUCCACUCGCGGUUUACCUGUAUGAUCUUUGCUUGCACAGUGUGCAUUAUCGGAGGCGGUCUCCUCGUCGGAUUGCCCAACGAGAACAAGUGGGGCCGCCUUGUUGGGCUUUGGCUAUGUUAUUUCCAAGGACUGGGAUUCAGCAUGAGCUUGACAAUGGUCAGCUCCAACAUUGCUGGAUACACCAAGAAGCAAGUCACCGGUGCUCUAUUGUUCACUGGAUACUGCGUGGGAAACAUUAUCGGACCACAGACGUUCAAGUCUAGUGAGGCUCCCGGAUACCACAGUGCUUAUAUUGCGAUGCUCGCAGGCUAUACGAUCAAGUUGGUCGCUAUCGUUGCCUUGUAUAUUUACAUGUAUCUCGAGAACAAGCGUCGAGAUCGUGCAGUAAUCGAUGGCCAAGAGGUCGAGACUGACGGGAUUGAGAAGGGAAUGCUGGAUCAAACGGAGAUCGAGAACAAAGCAUUCAGAUACGUCUUAUGA